GCGGCCAUGGCGCUCCUGCUCGCCGCUCUGCGCGUCCUGCUGGGCGGCUUCUUCGUGCUCACAGGGGCGGCCAAGCUCUCGGAGCACAUCUCGCCUCCCGUGUCGCGGCAGAUGAAAGCCCUGUUUGUGCAGUUUGCUGAGGUGUUCCCGUUGAAGGUGUUCGGCUACCGGCCAGAUCCCAUGAGCUACCAAGUGGCUGUAGGCUGGCUGGAACUGCUGGCUGGGUUGCUGCUGGCCCUGGGCCCACCGAUGCUGCAAGAGAUCAGUAACUUUCUUUUGAUCGUGCUCAUGAUGGGGUCUAUCUUCACUUUGGUGUCUCUGAAAGAGUCACUGCACACCUGUAUCCCAGCUGUCGUCUGCCUGGUGCUCCUGCUGCUGCUGGAUAUCUGCCAGUUCUUAGUCAGACCCACAAGGAGGAAGACUCCAAGUACAGUCAAGGAAUCCUGGGAGUAGAGUGCCCCUCGCCUCGCUGUGCCAUGCCACCGUCACGGCAGGAACACAGAGGGACACAGAACCUACCUCCUGCUUACCAGAGUCAACAUGUGGCCAGUGUUGAAGUAGACAUCUUGCCUACCUGGCUCUGCUUUCUCUCUUGGGCAUCUACUGCUCUUUUUGGACAUUUACUAGCAUUUCUCUUGUCAUGUGAACAUGGAAAAUAAGCAGAAAAGAAAUUUAAAUCACCCCAAAUUUUACUGCCUUAACUAUUUUCAAUUUCUUUGUAUAGCUGUGCCUUUGAACUUUUUUCUAUGCCUUCAUACAGAUUUUAAAAAUUGAAUAUGAGACCAUAUAUACUAUUUUAUUGCCUGCUUUUUGAAGCUAAUACCCUGUAACAGCAUUCCAUAUCUGUCUUACCUUGUUGAUGUUAAUGGCUGUGUAGUAUUCCAUUGUAAGAUAUACUGUAAUGUAUUUACUCAAACCACACUGAGGAAUAUUUGGAUUGUUCCCAUGUUUUUGCUAUUGUA
Messenger RNA from Molossus molossus (Pallas's mastiff bat), 962 nucleotides. It is a transcript of the gene TMEM35B, whose product is annotated as transmembrane protein 35B. Lineage: Eukaryota; Metazoa; Chordata; Mammalia; Chiroptera; Molossidae. Bases 7 to 453 code for a protein of 148 amino acids. The record is from RefSeq and is a predicted model, not a curated record. The transcript has 3 exons.